Messenger RNA from Misgurnus anguillicaudatus (oriental weatherfish), 1128 nucleotides. The record is from RefSeq and is a predicted model, not a curated record. NCBI's taxonomy places the organism in Eukaryota, Metazoa, Chordata, Actinopteri, Cypriniformes, Cobitidae.
CAGUAUUGCCAGGCGCAAUCCAGAAUCCAUAACAACCUCGAAGAAGAGCAUCAAAGAUUUAUUUCUUUAGCGUUCUAAAAAUAUGUUCUCCUUUAAAACUGUAUUCUAAGAGGAUUGCUACCGUUUUACACCUUUGAAACCUUAGCACCAUGGACGAACGGGCGUUAGAUCCUAAUGCAGGAGAUGUUGGGACAGAGACAUGUUUGGGAGCCACUGGAGGAUCAUCUGGUUCCCGUUUGGACUCGCAGCUGGCCGAUGCUGUUCGAUUAAAGGCGGAGGGUAAUGCUUUUUACCGGGAGAAGAAACUGCGCGCCGCCAUCGGACGUUAUCACCGAGCUUUGCUUGUUCUCCGUGGCAUGGACUCCGAGGUUAACUCUGGCCUUGAAGGGUUUGGCGCUCAGAUACCUAAACUGAACCCAGAACAGGAGCAGCUGCUGAGGACCACUCAAGUAGAUUGCUAUAACAAUUUAGCAGCGUGUUUGCUACAGCGUGAGGUGGUGGACUAUGCUCGUGUAUUAGAGUACAGUCUGAAGGUGCUCCAGUGGAGGCCAGGUAACGUUAAGGCCCUGUACAGAGCUGGGGUGGCAUCAUUAGAACUAGGUGACGUUCAGACCUCUCGACAGUACCUCUUACAAGCCAGCAGAGGGACGCCCAAUGAUGCCAACAUUAAGAAACAGCUUCAGCGAGUGGAGGAGAGACUGAGCAAAGACUAUCAGAAAGAAAAGGCGCUCUACAAAGGCAUGUUCAGUAAGCAGAAACAAGGGGAAGAGCCAUUGGCAGAUGAGAAGACCCAAAAACCUGUUUAAAUGGACUAUCAUACAUGACUCGACAGCACGCAUGUAAAAAAUGGCAAGUUAUAUCAACUUAAAUAGGGGCUGGAGUUUUCUUGAAGGAAAUUGGCUCAUAGGAAGUUUUGCCUUAGGACAUGGAAAAUUUGCCACAUAUGGCAUUUACUAGGAUUGAUGCUGUCAUGCCAGGGCUAAAUGUGCGAGCGAAAUCUGGUGCAAAAGUGGCAGCUUGAAAGACAAUUUUGUGCACUAAAAAUGCAUUUUAGUCUCUUGAUUGGUAUUGCAUUUGACUAAUCUGCUGUCAAGCCGUUUCUGUCUAUUGUUUAUGCAUCUGUUUUUC